Molecule: messenger RNA, 1974 nt
Organism: Volvox carteri f. nagariensis
Lineage: Eukaryota; Viridiplantae; Chlorophyta; Chlorophyceae; Chlamydomonadales; Volvocaceae
Gene: acs2
Product: acetyl-coa synthetase
Exons: 11
Coding region: 1-1914 (637 amino acids)
Molecular function (GO): acetyl-CoA synthetase activity; AMP binding
Source: RefSeq, a predicted model, not a curated record
AUGCAACAGUACAUGGUGCUGUACAAGCGGAGCAUUGAAGAUCCGUCAGGCUUCUGGAGCGAAAUUGCCGAGCAGUUCCAUUGGCAGACGAAGUGGGAGCCUAACCACAUGCGGUACAACUUUGACGUACGGAAUGGGCCAAUUUCGGUUGAGUGGUUUCGCGGCGCCACCACCAACAUCUCGUACAACUGCCUGGACCGCCACGUGGCGGCAGGUCGUGGGGAUGACGUGUGCUUCAUUUGGGAGGGCAAUGAUGUGGGUCGUGAGAAGGUCAUGACGUACGGCGAGGCGCUGGAAGAGGUCUGCCGGCUGGCUAACUGGCUUCGCGGCGCCGGCGUCAGGAAAGGCGAUGCCGUGGCCAUCUACAUGCCCAUGCUGCUGGAGCUGCCACUGGCUAUGCUGGCAUGUGCUCGUAUCGGUGCCGUACACAGUGUCGUAUUUGGCGGAUUCAGCGCUGAGGCGCUGGCUGGUCGUAUGGAGGACUGCAAGGCCAAGGUCCUCCUCACUGCCAGCGGUGUCAUGAGAGGCCCCAAGCACAUCGAGCUCAAGAGGAUCGCGGAUACGGCCCUCGACCUGUGUGCCAAGGCCGGACAUGCAGUAGAGUCUGUGCUCGUGUACGAGAACGACAAUGCCGUACCUGCUGCCGACUGCCCCUUCACUCCUGGACGAGAUCGUUGGUGGCAGUCGGAGGUCUCCGUGCAACCGCCUUCCUGCGCUGUGGAGUGGGUGGAGGCCGAACACCCGCUGUUCCUGCUCUACACCUCCGGGUCUACGGGCAAGCCCAAGGGUGUACUGCACACCACGGGCGGUUACAUGGUGUACGGCGCAACCACCAUGCGUCACGUGUUUGGUCUGCAGCGGGGUGACGUGUACUGGUGUACAGCGGAUUGCGGUUGGAUUACGGGACACACGUACUUGGCGUACGGCCCGCUCCUGAACGGGGCGACGCAGGUGGUGUUUGAGGGCGUGCCGACGCACCCCACGCCCGCUCGCUGCUGGGAGGUGGUCGCGUCUCACCGGGUGACGCAUUUUUACACAGCUCCCACCGCGAUUCGAUCCCUGAUGGGCUUUGGCAAUCAGUGGGUUGAGCAAUGUGACACGUCAUCGUUGCGGCUGCUGGGCUCGGUCGGUGAGCCCAUCAAUCCCGAGGCGUGGCGCUGGUACCAUGAGAUUGUAGGCGGAGGAAGGUGCCCCAUUGUCGAUACCUGGUGGCAGACGGAGACGGGCGGCCACAUGAUCACCCCGCUACCCAAGGCCUGGCCGGAGAAGCCGGGGAGCGCCACCCUGCCCUUCUUCGGUGUACGACCUGUCGUUCUGGACGACAAGGGCAACGAGCUGGAGGGCGAAGCUGAGGGUGUGCUGGCCAUUGCACAGCCCUGGCCGUCGACCCUCCGUACAGUGUACGGCGACCACGCGCGCUACGAGUCCAAUUACUUCGGGCCUUUCCCGGGCUACUACUUCACGGGUGACGGUUGCCGUCGUGACGCUGACGGUUACUACUGGAUCACGGGCCGUGUGGAUGACGUCAUUAACGUCUCUGGCCAUCGUAUUGGUACGGCAGAGGUUGAGAGCGCGCUGGUGGCACAUCCCGCCUGUGCAGAGGCGGCCGUGGUUGGCUACGACCACCCCAUCAAGGGCCAGGGCAUUUACGCGUACGUGACCCUCAUGACGGGCGUGGAGCCCACACAAGCCCUACGCAAGGAGCUAGUUGGCGCGGUUCGCUCAACCAUUGGGGCUUUUGCGGCACCCGAUGUGAUUCAUUGGGCCCCCGGACUGCCUAAGACCCGCAGUGGUAAGAUCAUGCGGCGUGUCCUUCGGAAGAUAGCCUCCAAGGAGGAGGAUCAGCUCGGAGACGUGUCUACUCUGGCCGACCCAGGGGUCGUUCAGACGCUGGUGGAGCUGCGGGGCAAGUGAACGCGUGUGCGCAUGUAUGUAUGUAUGUAUGUAAUGUGUUUUACACGGUCCGGGGCGCCU